This is a messenger RNA of Phyllotreta striolata, 846 nucleotides long. Lineage: Eukaryota; Metazoa; Arthropoda; Insecta; Coleoptera; Chrysomelidae. The record is from the annotation of a GenBank genome assembly.
AUGUCGCUUCAAAAAGUAGCAGUGGUUACCGGCGCAAAUAAAGGCAUAGGAUACGAGAUAGCGCGAGGUCUUUGCAAGCGCUUCGAAGGAAUCGUCUACCUAACGGCCAGAGACGAACAAAGAGGCCUAAAAGCCGUGAAACAACUGGAAGCAGAAAACUUGAAACCCCGUUUCCAUCAAUUAGACAUCACGCAACAAGCAAGCAUCGAUAAAUUCAAGGAUUACAUAGCCAGAGAGCACGGAGGGUUGGAUUUAUUGGUAAACAACGCAGCGAUCGCUUUCAAAAAUAAUUCCCCAGCGCCUGUUUCCCAACAAGCCAAAGAAACCCUCGAAGUAAACUAUUUCAGCACGUUGAGAUUCUGUGAAGCACUGUUUCCCCUUCUUAGAAACAACGCUAGAGUAGUAAACGUUUCGAGCUCUGCGGGCCACCUCAGCCGGAUACCUUCCGAGGAGAAACGGAAGGAAUUUUCACGACCCGAUUUGACCGUACCCGAGCUGUCCAGGUUAAUGGAAAAAUUCAUCCAGGAUGCGGAAAACGGUUCGUUACAACAAGAAGGCUGGGGUAAUUCCACGUACGUCGUAUCUAAAGUAGGCUUAUCCUCUCUAACCAUCAUCCAACAAAGAUUGUUCGACGAAGAACAGCCUUCUAGAAACGUAUCCGUGAAUUCCGUGCAUCCCGGGUGGGUGAAAACGGACAUGUCCAGUUACAGCGGUAAUAAAACCAGCGAGGAAGGCGCCCAGGCGCCCCUUUGGCUCGCCCUGGACGCCCAAUUGAAAGGGCAAUACGUCUGGGAUGAUUGCAGUGUGGUCGAUUGGUAUGCCCAAAGUACGCCUAACAAGCCUUGA